AUGGAGUCCGCCACCGCCUUCUCGGGCUUCCCGGCCCUGCCCUCUGUCGCGGCGUCGGGGCCACCGCCGUCGCCGCUCGCCGGAGCCGAGCCCGGGCCGGAGCCCGAGGACGGGGCCGCGGGCCGCGGGGAGCCGGAGCCCCCGCCCGGCGCGGGGGGGCGGCGGCGCCGGCGGCCCCUGCAGCGCGGGAAGCCGCCCUACUCGUACAUCGCGCUCAUCGCCAUGGCCCUGGCGCACGCCCCGGGCCGCCGCCUCACGCUGGCCGCCAUCUACCGCUUCAUCACCGAGCGCUUCGCCUUCUACCGCGACAGCCCGCGCAAGUGGCAGAACAGCAUCCGCCACAACCUCACGCUCAACGACUGCUUCGUCAAGGUGCCCCGCGAGCCGGGCAACCCGGGCAAGGGCAACUACUGGACGCUGGACCCGGCGGCCGCCGACAUGUUCGACAACGGCAGCUUCCUGCGGCGCCGCAAGCGCUUCAAGCGCGCGGAGCCGCCCGCGCCCGCGCUCAACCCCCCGGGGCCCGCCGCGGGCGCGCCGCCCGGCCCCUUCGCGCCCUUCCCGCCGGGCCCCGGGCUGCUCGCGCCGCUCCCGGUCGCCCCCGGGCCCGCGCCGCCCGCGCGCCUCUUCAGCGUCGACAGCCUGGUGAGCCUGCCGCCCGAGCUGGCGGGGCUGGCGGCCCCCGAGCCGCCCUGCUGCGCCGCGCUCGACGCCGCCUUCCCGCUCUGCGCGGCCGCCGCCUCCCCGCCGCUCUACGAGCCAGCCCCCGACCGCCUGGGGCUGCCCCCGGGCGCCCCCGGCCCCGGCCCGCUUCCCGCCGAGCCGCUGCUGGCCUUGGGGGUGCCGCCGGGCGCGCUCGGCCCGCUCGGCCCGGGGGAGCCCUACCUGAAGCAGCCUGGCUACACGCCCGGGUUGGAGCGCUACUUGUGAGCCCUUCCCCACCGACUGGGGCCACCUGGAGGUCCUCUCACCCCCAGGACUGGGGUGCUGCCUGGGAGGGGCCCCCUUCCCCUCUUGGCUUGGGUCCACCUCUGAGCUCCCCAUCUUUGCCUCUUGGACCGAGCACACCUGUUACCUCUUUCUCUGUAUCCCAUCUAUGGGGAGAAUCCCACAAUCGGACUGACUGCCCCUCACAUCCCCCCAAUAUGUGAGCCCCUCCUUUCUUCUUAC
Molecule: messenger RNA, 1170 nt
Organism: Phyllostomus hastatus (greater spear-nosed bat)
Lineage: Eukaryota; Metazoa; Chordata; Mammalia; Chiroptera; Phyllostomidae
Gene: FOXE3
Product: forkhead box E3
Exons: 1
Coding region: 1-930 (309 amino acids)
Biological process (GO): anatomical structure morphogenesis; cell differentiation; regulation of transcription by RNA polymerase II
Molecular function (GO): RNA polymerase II cis-regulatory region sequence-specific DNA binding; DNA-binding transcription factor activity, RNA polymerase II-specific
Source: RefSeq, a predicted model, not a curated record